GCCAAGGAAAAGACUGGGAAAACCUGACUAGCGAGCGAAGACGACUGUGGUUGCAAAGCCUUCAAAAGAAUCUUGAUGAAAAAAAAUUGGAAAACAUUCGAGUGUGCUCCGCUCAUUUUAUCACAGGACAGAAAGCUGAGCUUUUUCAGAAGGACAAUCCUGACUGGAUUCCAUCUGUGAACAUGGUUUGUCAUAAACCAAAAGAUGAAAAGUCGGCCGUAUCACCAGCUGUUACCCGCUUCAAACGCCGACAGAACAGAUCCCAGAAAAAGGUGGAAUCAGAAGUUACAGCAGCAGAGGCAUUACCACCUCCAGACACCACAGAGGAACCACCCUUAGAAGAUGGCAAGGAGGUACAAACUGAUGUUACGGGACCGUUGAUGGCAUCCAUGAUGGAUGAAUUACAAACUUUAAGAACUGAAAACCGUGCACUUACUUUACAAGUUCAGAAUACUGUACAUAAGUAUGAUAAGAGCUUUUUUGAGGGUAAGCCUGAGAAAGUGUUGCUUUAUACAGGAUUUCCAACAUUUCAAAUUUUAUUGACAUUGUUUGUGUAUUUGGAACCAUUUCUACCCACCAAGAAGUCACUUAACAAAUUUGAGAUGUUGAUAUUAACUUUAAUGAGAUUAAGGUUGAAUGUCACUGCCUCAUUUUUAGCAUAUGAAUUUAAUGUUUCCCUUUCGACUGUAUCAAGGGUGUUGAUUGAUGUCAUUGAUGUAAUGUUUGUACGAAUGAAGCCUCUUAUUAUUUGGCCAUCACGAGAAAACCUACGUAAAACAAUGCCAAUUCAGUUUAGAAAAUAUUUUGGUACAAAAUGUGUUGUAAUCAUUGACUGCUUUGAGGUAUUUAUUGACAGGCCAAGUAAUCUUAAAGCCAGAGCUGAAACAUGGUCUUCUUAUAAGCACCAUAACACCGUUAAAUUCCUCAUAGGUAUAACACCUCAAGGGACUGUGUCCUACAUUUCCAAAGCAUGGGGUGGUAGGGUAAGUGAUAAAUAUAUAACAGAACAUGAUGGGUUUUUAAAUAAUAUUUUACCAGGCGACUUGGUACUGGCGGAUAGAGGAUUUGACAUCCAGGCUACUGUUGGGGCUAUGAUGGCAGAAGUAAAAAUACCUGCAUUUACAAGAGGGAAAAAUCAACUGGCACCAGUAGAUAUUGAAACCACUAGGAAGAUAGCACAUGUCAGGAUUCAUGUCGAAAGAGUAAUAGGCACGGUGCGGCAAAAAAUACUCCAUUCUAAAUGGACCUUUACCAUUAGAAUUUUUGUCAUGCAAGGCAAAUGA
Molecule: messenger RNA, 1283 nt
Organism: Gigantopelta aegis
Lineage: Eukaryota; Metazoa; Mollusca; Gastropoda; Neomphalida; Peltospiridae
Exons: 2
Coding region: 183-1283 (366 amino acids)
Source: RefSeq, a predicted model, not a curated record